CCUCCCGUCGUGUUGCCGCUACCAGCCGCUCCGAAGCCCCCCCUCUCACCCCAUGCUUGGGACAAAGCCAGCUCACUGCCAGCCCAAUGACUGCCUGGAUCGUCCUGCCUGUCAGCCUGUCUGCCUUCUCCAUCACAGGAAUAUGGAUAGUGUACGCCAUGGCUGUAAUGAAUCACCAUGUUUGUCCUGUGGAGAACUGGUCUUACAAUGUAACGUGCACAGAGGAGCUGCCCAGACCAGGCUUCCCGAAGACAUGUUGCACCAUCCAGGACAUCCCCCUCAUCAGUAAAUGCGGCUCUUUCCCUCCUGAAAGCUGCCUGUUCAGCCUGAUUGGCAACGUUGGAGCCUUCAUGGUGGUGAUGGUGUGCCUUCUGCGCUACGCCCAGGUGAUAGAACACAGCCACAGAUGUUGGGUCAACACCAGCGCUCUGGUGUCCGGCUGCACCAACGCUGUGGGUCUGGUCAUGGUGGGCAACUUCCAGGUCGAUCACGCCAAAUCUCUUCACUACGUGGGUGCCGGUGUGGCGUUCCCAGCCGGGCUGCUGUUCGUGUGCCUGCAGUGCGUGCUCACCUACCGGGUAGCAGUGACAGCCCUCGACUACUGGAUGGCCCAUUUCCGGGUCGCUCUGGCACUGGGAGCUAUGAUCUCCCUCGUCCUCAGCGGUAUCUUCUUCAUCCACGAGAGCUUCAUCCUGCAGCACGCUGCCGCCAUCUGUGAGUGGGUCUUCACAGUAGACAUCCUGGUCUUCUACGGCACCUUCACCUACGAGUUUGGCACCGUCACCAGCGAGACCAUGAUGGCAGGCCUGCAGCAGAGUCACCACCUCAGCUCAGGGGUUAUCAUGGGCCCCAGGGCCCGGGGCUCGACCAUGGGCGGGGCGACCAAGGGCCUCAAGUCUCCAGGUGGAAGCAGCACAUCCACACAUCUCAACUGUACCCCGGAGAGCAUAGCCAUGUUGUAGCUCCGCACCGCUAGCCCAAAGGUCUGAAAAAUCACAGCAGAGGAGCUUCAAGAGCUUCCACAGGAUGGAAAGAUGACAGAGGUAGCAUGUGAAGAAAGACAGGAAGUUUGGAUAUCUUUAAGAAUUUUAACUGACACCAGGUUAUCCCGUCUUUAAUACACUCUUAUCUUCUUUCUUUCUUUUUUUUUGUCUUUCUCCGACGUUGGUGCGAGGCCGCUCUUUCGGCGAGCAGCCGCAGUCGAAAUGUCCCGUCACGUUUUCUGUAGUGAAACUGAAAAAGAAGGCGCUGAAUGUGUGGAGCCAGUCUUGAGUACUGGAACAAUGAAUGUUUCCACGAUCGGGCAAAUCUUCACAAAAAGUAGGUAGUGUCCUGAACGGGUCGUCUUUUUAUUGAGCGUCACUGGCAUAUGAGUUGAAAGAGAAGGUUCCUUAAAGCCACAAAGCCCCUUCCUCCUCCUUCUCCCCUCCUAAACACUCCUUCAUGAACUCUCCAGUGCUUCGCGCGGCCCACCUGUUUUGGCCUUUCUUUUUUUGUUUUGCUUAUUUUCUGCACGGCACACUUUUUCAAAAUGAGUGAAUACUCAUUUAUGUUUUGAGUUGGCGUAGCGAGUAGAAAACACUGAAUGUUUGAGAAGUGACUAGUUAACGUUAUGUAUGUUUUUACAUUUUUAAAAAUCAAACAUAACAGAUCUUUCA
Scomber japonicus (chub mackerel) is the source of this 1658-nucleotide messenger RNA. Its product is annotated as transmembrane protein 150A-like. Bases 87 to 962 code for a protein of 291 amino acids. The transcript is spliced from 7 exons. Gene Ontology annotation, biological process: protein localization to plasma membrane. The record is from RefSeq and is a predicted model, not a curated record. NCBI's taxonomy places the organism in Eukaryota, Metazoa, Chordata, Actinopteri, Scombriformes, Scombridae.